Messenger RNA from Aspergillus terreus NIH2624, 780 nucleotides. Its product is annotated as deoxycytidine monophosphate deaminase. The transcript has 5 exons. The record is from RefSeq and is a predicted model, not a curated record. Bases 1 to 780 code for a protein of 259 amino acids. NCBI's taxonomy places the organism in Eukaryota, Fungi, Ascomycota, Eurotiomycetes, Eurotiales, Aspergillaceae. Gene Ontology annotation, molecular function: zinc ion binding; hydrolase activity.
AUGGAAGCGGUUUGCGGAGAGGUGACGAGCCAAAUGCACCUCUGUCUCAGGCAGCUGGCGCCUCCUGAUCUCGAGAAAUUCGUUCUGUGGAAUGAUCGGAAUCUGUACGCGAAGGACGUUGGACGUGCGUACCUCACGGAUCGCGCACAGGUCCGACUGUUCAAUUCUUCGUCAUCUUUGGAAGAGCUUUACGCGUCUCUCAAGAUGCUCCACCUGGCCGACGAACAACGGUUACGACCUAAUUGGGAUCAGUACUUCAUGCAGCUUGCAUCCCUUGCUGCCCUGAGAAGCAACUGCAUGAAGCGACGAGUAGGUUGUGUGCUUGUUCGAGAUCAUCGCGUCAUUAGUACUGGUUACAAUGGCACACCGCGACACUUGAAGAACUGCAACGAAGGCGGAUGUCCACGAUGCAACCGCGGCGAAGGUGGUGGUGUUGGUCUGUCAACAUGCCUCUGCCUUCACGCCGAGGAAAACGCCCUCCUAGAAGCUGGACGAGAGCGUAUACGCGAAGGCGCUAUCCUUUACUGUGACACCUGCCCUUGCUUGACAUGUACCGUGAAAAUUGCGCAGGUUGGAAUCUCUGAAGUUGUGUAUUCGCAAGGCUACAAUAUGGAUCAAGAUGUGCGCACUCUGCUCCCUCCAUUUCCAACGGGACCGCUGACGAGAUUUAAGAGCGCUGCGAUUCUAGAGGCUGCAGGUAUCCGUCUUCGACGCUUCUCUCCUCCACGGAAUGGACUCAUAUAUCUUGAGGCAUCAGAGUCUACAACGCUCAGCCAGUGA